UGUGAGAGAGAGAGAGAGAGAGAGAGUAGUGAUUACGCUAAAAGACUCAAAUUUCGACUUUUGGCAUGUACAAGUUGAAGUUUCUUUCAUACGGAACAAGACUUCAUGUUUUGUGAUUUUGAGAGAGAGAGAAGAAGAAGAAGUAGAAGAAUGUUGAAAGGGAAGUUACUUGGCUUUAACGAAGAGAUUUCUUAUUGGAUUACUUUACAUUGAAAGUUUCUCUCUCUGUAUUCAUAUAUGGAGAUGAAGAAAUGGAUUUGUAAAGUCUUCUAAUUGCUUGCUGCAGCUGCUGUUCGCAAUUAAUUCAACAAAGAUUUUGGCUGUUUGAGCAAUACUACGGCGUCGUUGCAGUCAAAUAACGGGGCGAGAAUGACAACUCAAAUAAGCGCAAAAUUUCGACUGGUUAGAUGUCCUAGAUGCCGACAUCUUCUGACUGAGUUGCCUGAGCUUCCUUUAUACGAGUGUGGAGGAUGUGGCACAAUUCUAGAAUCUAAACCUCGGAGAAACGACACCAACUACGAUGGAGUACACUUGCAAGAAAUAGAGCGAGUUUCGGAAAGUGAGCCGGAUUGUAUUUUGGAGAAUGAAGCGAGCAGCUCAAAUCUAGAUUUUACCCCAUUGGGUGGAAAAUCUUCGCGAGAUGGAGAAAAACCAAGAGAUCAAGGUGAAUCUGGGGACAACGAUGGGGAGAAAUGUGAAGAUACGAGUGUCUCUAAUGAUUUUUCUAGCUUGCCUCAGGUUAACGGUUAUGAGAAUAAAGAUUUAUCCAAAGUGGACAUUGGACAGUUGAAGCAGGAUAAAGAAGGAAAAUGUCAAUUAGCCCAAAAUGCCGAAACAUGUGAAAGAGAAUUUCAGGAUUGCAAUGGGAAAACGAUUGCGGAAAGAAACUCUUCUGCUGAAUUGCCUAGUUCAAGUGAAUGUACCAGUCGUGAGGCAGAAGUUUCAAUCCCAGAAAUUAGAGAACAUGUGGAAUCAGAUGACAAGAAUCAAUCAGAGCAAUGCUCCGGAAGGGAUCAAAAGAAAUAUGGAGAUUCUCAAACAGAAUGCUUUGGAAGUGACAACUCUCUUAACCAAUUCGGCUCUUCACCCGAGCAUGAUCAUCAUCAGAAUAGGAUGCCUCCAGAUGGUGAACACAAUGAAAGAGAAGAAAGUACACAUCUUUCAUCGGAAAUUAGUGAGAAGAGUCUAAAUGGUUUUAUGGACUACAAUGGGGAGAAAUGUGAAGAUAGGAGUUUCUCUGAUGAGCUUCCUAGCGCAUGUGAGGUUAACGAUUGUGAGAAUAAAGUUUUAUCCGCGGAAGUCAUGGAACAAUUGAAACAGGAUGAAGAAGGUAAAUGUCCUUUCAGCCAAAACGCCAAAAGUUGUGAAAGUGGAAUUCCAGACUGGAAUGGGGAAAGUGUUGCAGGCAGAAACUCCUAUAUAGAAUUUCCUAGCUCAAGAGAAUUUACUAGUCAGGAGGCCAAAAUUUCAAUCCCAGAAAUCAGAGAACGUGUGGAAUCAGAUGACAAGAAUCCAUCAGAGCAAUGUUCCAGAAGGGAUCAAAAGGAAUAUGACGAUUCUCAAACAGAUUGGUGUGGAAGUGACAACUCUCUUAACCAAGUCGGCUCUUCACCUGAGCAUGAUCAUCAUCAGAAUAGGUUGCCUCCAGAUGGUGAACACGGUGAAGGGGAAGAAAGCACACAUCUUUCACCAGAAAAUAAUGAGAAGAGUCUAAAUGGUUUUAUGGACUACAAUGGGGAGCAAUGUGAAGAUAGGAGUUCCUCUGAUGAGCUUUCUAGCAUAUGUGAGGUAAGCGAUUGUGAGAAUAAAGUUUUAUCAGCAGAAGUCACAGAACGGUUGAAACAGGAUGAAGAAGGUAAAUGUCCUUUCAGCCAAAAUGCCAAAAGAUGUGAAAGUGGAAUUCCAGACUGGAAUGGGGAAAGUGUUGCAGGCAGAAUCUCCUCAGAAUUUCCUAGUUCAAGAGAAUUUACUAGUCAGGAGGCCGAAAUUUCAAUCCCAGAAAUCAGAGAACAUGUGGAAUCAGAUGACAAGAAUCCAUCAGAGCAAUGCUCCGGAAGGGAUCAAAAGGAAUAUGACGAUUCUCGAAUAAUAUUGUGUGGAAGUGACAACUCUCUUAACCAAGUCGGCUCUUCACCAGAGCAUGAUCAUCAUCAGAAUAGGUUGCCUCCUGAUGGUGAACGCAGCGAAGGGGAAGAAAGCACACAUCUUUCACCAGAAAAUAAUGACAAGAGUCUAAAUUGUUUAAUGGACUACAAUGGGAAGCAAUGUGAAGACAGGAGUUUCUCUGACGAUCUUUCAAGCAUAUGUGAGGUUAGCGGUUGUGAGAAUAACGUUUUGCCGUCAGAAGUCAUAGAACAGUUGAAACAGGAUGAAGACAAAUGUCCUUCUGGGCAAAAUGCCAAAAGAUGUGAAAGUGGAAUUCAGCAUUGGAAUGAGGAAAGAUUUACAAGCAGAAAUCCCUCUGCUGAAUUUCCUAGUUCAAGUGAAUUUACUGGUGAGGUCGAUGUUUCAACCCCAGUAAUCAGAAAACAUGUGAAGUCAGGUGAAAAGAAUCCAUCGGAGCAAUGUACUGGAAGGGAUCAAAGGGAAUGUGAAGAUUCUCGAACAGAAUCAUGUGCAGAUGACAACUUACUUGGCGAAGUUCAGCCUUUACCUGAGUAUGAUCAACGGAAGAAUAAGUUGCCUCCAGAUGAUAGAGAACAUAAAGAAGGGGACGAAAGUACUUAUCUUUCGCCAGAAAAUUAUGACAAGAGUCCGGAUGGAGGGCUUCUUGAAGAAUUGGAUAAUAAUAGGCAAGAUUCUUCAUCCUUUGAGAUUGCUCUGCGUGCAAAUGGAAAAUCAUCGCUGUCAGCUGGAGGCAAUACUGAAGUAAAAAAGGAUAUCAAGAAUCUGCCUCGCUUCAGAAGCUCAAGCACAGAAAAAUAUUUGAAUGCAGAUUCAGGAGAUUCUUUAGUCACCGCUCAAGACCCCACCAAUGAGAACAAGACAUCUGUCAAUCGCUUGUCUCCCAAUACUGAGCAACUUGAGCAUUCUCAUAGAGAAGACACACGAAGUUUUGGUAGAGUGAGCCCUGUAGAUACACUGGAUAGUGUACGCUCCGUCAACUCUUGCUCUAAGCAUGGUCUCAAACAUGUAGAUAUGUCUAAAUAUCCAGCUACCAAAAGUUACUAUGAUUAUGACGCUAGCAUAUCUUCUUAUGAUGGAACCAUUGAUCAAGUCCCCAACCAUGUUCCACACCCUCACAGAAGAAAGUUCAAGGAGAAAAUCUCCACCAGCACUGCCGAAUUGCACAAAGAGGAUGGAUUAAAUACGACUAACACGAGGAGUAGUGAGUCAGAGAUGCAAUAUUGGGCAGCCAGUUCCUCGUCCGUCUUGCAAGGAAAGCAAUAUCAUGCCAUGGAAGGCAGCAGCAGUUGGCACCAAGUUGAAUUGCCUAAAACCAGAAGAUAUGGCCGCAAGAGCGGUAAUAGAUUGGCAUUCCCUUCAAGAGAUUUCCAAGCUGAUCACAGAAAUGGAAGCCUGUCAAGUUAUCAGCAAAGUUUGCUCCAAAACCGUCGAGCUUACUAUUCAUCAGAUAGGCCUACGUACUCUGAAACAGACAAAAUGGACUUGCUGAGAACCGUGUGUGAACUGAAAGAUCAGCUCAACAGGAUGCAAUUUUCAAAACCAUCGGCAAAUGGAAGGUUUCCUGCUGGUUUUCUGGAGGAAAAGUUAACUCCCUUGUAUUAUGAUCACUUAGCACCAGAAAGGGAGAUGUAUGCAGAUUUCAGCCAUCCCACAUAUCCUGUCAGACACAAUCAGUUGAAAGGUUGGCCCCAACGACGCAAGGACUCCAGAAUUGCAUUUUCAGGGGAGGCUGCCCACUACAGACACCAGGUUGACUGCUCAUGUUUGCAUUGUUGUCCCCAAGACUGGCACCGUUCUGCUCAGUUGCCUUCACAUUCCAUGCUCUGCAACAAUGGUCACUGCGGGGUCCACACUGGUCAUAAUUGCUGUAAUGUCCUUCCCUCUAGUUCCUCCAGUCCCCAGCAUUACACGAGCUCUGAGCAAUCUUCAGGGGGAAGUGAGACUGUGUCUGGAAACCAGAAGCAUAAAGACAAGGAAAUGAAAAGGUUAUAUUUAAGGGAUAAGUAUCACAUAACGAAGCGGCUUCUCCUGCCCAUUGCUGGUGGAACCCCACUUAUUUCUUGUUACCAUUGCUCAGAACUAUUGCAGCUGCCUUCAGAGUUUCUCCGCUUCAAGAAAAAAUAUCAUCAGCUGAGGUGUGACGCAUGUGGGAAGGUUCUGAAAUUCUCACUCCUGGAAAGAAUGCACAUAGUUCCAUAUCUUCCGGAAGCUUCAGCUCCGCCGCCCAGUGAGGCUGAUGAUCAUAGUGAUGCUAUCAGUCAAAGAAAUCGGUUGCCUACAUCUCAUGCUAAUUCUCGCUCGCAUGCUGAAACCGGGUCAUGUUCAGAUGACUAUGGGAUGUCUUUCUGUCGAAGCUGCUCAACAGAAGGGGAGGCUUCAUUUCUUAGACAUUCAGCCGACUGCCUUGAGUGGAAUGCUUACAAUAGAAAGAUGUCGUCUAACAGUUCUUAUCAGCCCAUGGAAGAUAGAAAAAUGAAGUCUGUAUUGAAGGGGAAUGGGAACGGGAGUUUGGUGGAAACCUCUAAACCAGCCGUAGCUUCAUCGGAGAAGGCUAAGUGGAAAAAAGUGUCAUCUGAGAUUGAAGAGCUGCCAGAACCAUCAAAUUCUCGACUUCAUAGGUUAAUGGGAUAUUCUUCCCCAAGUCAAGUGUUAGACAGGUGAGGUUAAAUUGAAAAUCAAAUGUGGAGGUUUCAAGUGUUCAACGUGCAUUUGAAAAGGAGUUUCCCGGAUUAUUUUUAGUAACACGACUUUUUUUUAAAGCAGAAUUCCUUUAUAUACAAAGGUUUUCUGAAAUGAACUUACUGUACGAAGUUCAUCAACCGUGCUUGGAUUUUCCAGGAUCUCAGAACAAUGAUCCAUACAAGUUGCAUAUUCAACUGUAAGUUCGUCAUGGAUGCAUUUUCAAGACACUUCACAUUUUCUUCUUCUUCUCUCGUGUUGUACAGAUGAAAUACAACCAAUAUGAACCAUAGUAUAGCAUAAAGUCAGGUUUAUUUUUUUCAUAUAGAUAUGAUCAAUAUAAAAAAGUCCUGUAUUGUUUAUUUCCUGCGUUGUAAUAAAAUAGAUUUACAGAUAAUGCAAUGAUAAUUUUCUUAAACCA
Olea europaea var. sylvestris is the source of this 5227-nucleotide messenger RNA. RefSeq lists its product as uncharacterized. The coding region runs from base 370 to 4788 and encodes 1472 amino acids. The record is from RefSeq and is a predicted model, not a curated record. The transcript is spliced from 3 exons. Gene Ontology annotation, biological process: regulation of defense response to fungus. Lineage: Eukaryota; Viridiplantae; Streptophyta; Magnoliopsida; Lamiales; Oleaceae.